This is a messenger RNA of Moneuplotes crassus, 1481 nucleotides long. Lineage: Eukaryota; Ciliophora; Spirotrichea; Euplotida; Euplotidae. The record is from the annotation of a GenBank genome assembly.
GCAAAAUGUCAAGAAAUUUUGAAGAGGCAGUUCAAAUGACCAAAGGUAGAGAGAAAGAGAUUAUAAAGAAAGAUAGCAAGGGAAAGAAGGUAAAGCAGAGUCAGGAUAAGCCAAGUAAUGAUUCUUCAAAUUCAGGCCCAGACCAAGGGGAUUGCGGAAGCAAAAGUUCACUGAAUACUCUAAAUAUUGAUGAUGAGGUGAUCAAUGAUGCAGCUCUACUGUGAAAAGUGUCGUUUGUUUCCAAUGAUAUCUGGCAGGAUGAGAAUGCUGGCUCAAGCAGUGCUUCUGAAAGAAAUAGCAUGUCCUCUCUUUCCAAGAUGGAGAGACUUAAGCCCGAUUAUAACAAAGAUAGUAAGCUAAAGAAAGGAAAGCAUUUUGAACAUAAUACACCUAAUAAGAAAUCUGCAUUAGAGUUGAAGCAGUAUGCGCAAAAAUUAUCUCCGAACAAAGCAAUCUUGCAAGCUAGUCCCAGAUCUUUCACUAACGAUCCUCAGAAUUAUGAGGAGAGCAUAGAAUGUAGGCAAAGCCCGAUGAGUGACAAUAAGAGCAUCAAAAAUAUGGAAAUGGUGUAUCAUGAACAAAAUAACUUCAUAAUGCGACUUCAAGAUGAAUUGGCUAAAGAGAUAAGUCUUCGUAAGAAAUUCGAAAACAAGGCAAAGAUUUUCAAUUUUCCCGACCCUGCAACUCUUGAAGCAGGUAGCGACCAGUACAUUUUGGCUAAAAUGGCCAAAGAUCUAGAGCUAAAGUCUGAAGAAUGUGAGGUGAUUGUGGCUGAAAAAUCACAAGAAAUCCAUGAACUCAAGGUAUCGCUUGACUCUCAGCAAGCUAUAAUAUGCGACCAGAGGAAUAUAAUUUCUGAGAAUGAGAAAGAAAUAGCCAGCCUCUCUAAGAAAGUAGAGAAGCUUACAAAGAGCAAUAUUGAGCAUGAAGAAAUAACUUCGGGGUAUUUGACUGAAAUCUCUCAGCUAAAAAUGAAGCUUCAAGCUUGUGAGGAGGUUAACAGCAAGAUAAAGCAUUCCAAGAAUAGCAAGGAAAUCAUCACCAAUCUGGAGAAGAUUAUCCAAGAGAAAAAUGACGAGAUAGAGAAUAUCCUGAACGGCUGUAAAGCUCAACAGAUGAGCUUCCAGAAAAGCCUUGAUCAACAACUUGACGAAAUUGAUGCUAAGAACCGUAUCAUAGAGGACCUCCAGCAGACGAAUAAGAAUAUCGAGGAAAGAGUUGCAAGGCUCAAGCAAGCAGUUAGUGGGAUGCACAUCAACCACGAUGACGAUGAGAUCGAUAAAAGGCUUAGCAUUGAGAUUUCCCUCAGAAAAGCACUUACCGCUGCUAGGCAGGAGAAUAAAAUCCUUGAGGAUAACCUAAUCGAUGCCAAACUUCAAUGGGCUAGUUGAGAGCACCAAGCAGCGAGGAUGAAAAUGGACAUGGUCGAUAUGAGCGAGGAAAUUCAGUACUUAAGAAGUAAGCACGUCUAAAUUACCAUU